AUGACAGAACAAUUAAUCACGACCGGUGAGAUGGAAGAUGAUGAAGUGGCGGAAGCCAACAACAAUGACACCAAUACUAAUACAGCGGUGGCGAGGUGCAAGGUUGCUGGCCGGAAGGAGAGGCGGAAGGCGGUGAAGAAGGAGAAGAGGAAGAAAAAGAGGAAGGAGUUGGCGGAGAAGGCGCGCCGAGAGGAGGAAGCUCGGCUCAACGACCCCGAGGAGCAGCUGCGGCUCCUAGCCGAGGAGGAGAAGGAAAAGGCGCGAGUCGAGCGAGAACGGAGGGAGUUCGAGGAGAGGGAGAGGAAGAUUCUGGAAGAAUGGGAGAGAAAAAGGGCUGAGGAUCGAAGGGCGGAAGAUGAGAGGGGAAUGAGAGCUGAGAAAGAAAGACAGUUCAAUGGGAAUCAGAUUGGGCAUGAAAAUGAUGAAGAAGAAAAUGGUUGGGAGUACGUCGAAGAGGGACCUCCUGAAAUUAUUUGGCAGGGCAAUGAAAUUAUUGUGAAGAAGAAAAAAGUUAGAGUAAAAAGGAAAGACACGGAUCAUCAGAUUGCUGAAGAGGAUCCUAAUAGGCCCACUUCAAAUCCUCUUCCUCCCCAGUCAGAGGUUUUUGCGGAUUAUAAGAAUACAUCAGUUCUUUCAGCUCAACAGCUGCUAGAAAAUGUUGCUCAAGAAACUCCCAACUUUGGAACUGAACAGGAUAAAUCUCAUUGUCCAUUCCACCUAAAAACAGGUGCUUGUCGGUUUGGGUCACGUUGCAGCAGGAUUCACUUCUAUCCUGAUAAAUCCAGCACUUUGCUUAUUAAGAACAUGUAUACUGGCCCUGGCUUAGCUUGGGAGCAGGAUGAAGGACUUGAGUACACAGAUGAAGAGGUUGAGCGUGCUUAUGAGGAGUUUUAUGAGGAUGUACAUACUGAAUUCUUGAAGUUCGGGGAGAUUGUAAAUUUUAAGGUGUGCAAAAAUGGUUCAUCUCAUUUGCGAGGAAAUGUGUAUGUGCACUAUAAGGCUCUGGACUCUGCUGUACUUGCUUAUCAAUCAGUAAACGGCCGUUAUUUUGCCGGUAAACAGGUUCAAUGCGAGUUUGUCGGGGUAACUAGAUGGAAGGUUGCUAUAUGUGGAGAAUUUAUGAAAUCAAAGCUCCAGACAUGUUCCCGUGGAAAGACGUGCAAUUUUAUUCACUGCUUCCGGAAUCCUGGCGGAGACUAUGAAUGGGCUGAUUGGGAUAAACCAGCUCCAAAAUACUGGCUGAAAAAGAUGGCUGCUCUGUUUGGUUAUCCUGAUGAAUCUGGAAAUGGAAAACAGAUUGAGCAAAGUCCAAGGUUGUUCAGGAAAUCCAGUCGGACAUCACCAGAUGAUGCGGACAGAUAUCACUCUCGUAGAUCUCGAUCACGUGAGAUUGGUCACACUAAAAGUUCAAGAAAUUACUCAGAGGAUUACUCUCGGAGUAGUAAACGCCAAAGGCGACACACAACUGCCGACAGGAAGCAUCCGGAACUUCCCGAUGCAUCAAAUCCUAAAAAGAAGCAGCAGAACAGCAAGAAUGGAAAAUCGGGAUCUCAAAAUGGGAAUUUCAAUCGGGUAAGCAUACACGAGACUGACUUUGAUGAAAAUAUGCAUUUCAACAGAGACAAAGUCGACUAUGGACAUAGACAUUCAAGUAGGAAGACAAGGCACAACAACAAUGUGUCUACAUCCUCGGACGACCGUUGGUCGGAUGAUGAUAAGAGAGAAAGUGCACAUACUCACAAGAAGCAAUCUCUGAUGGCCGAUGGCUCUGAGGAAUCUGAAGAUAAUAAUUCCAGCCGACGACCCAGUCGUAGAUCAAAGCACUCGAGCACUAGAGAUCGUUUGGGCAGAACGCAUGGGGAAGACGAGAAUGACAGCAGAAAAUUUGGAAACUCCUGUGGAAGCUAUAGAUCUUCUGAUUCUAGAUCAAGAUCCAGAAAAGAUGGUGUUAAAAAAUCGGAAUGCGGUGGGUCCAAGAGUGAAUUUGGCGAUCACCCCGAGAAAUCAAAAAGAAAGAGAUAUUACGUGUCUGACUGUGACGCGGCUAGUGAUGUUAGAGGCCGUUGGGAACCCAAUAUAAGCGACUAG
Messenger RNA from Striga hermonthica, 2088 nucleotides. Lineage: Eukaryota; Viridiplantae; Streptophyta; Magnoliopsida; Lamiales; Orobanchaceae. The record is from the annotation of a GenBank genome assembly.